Messenger RNA from Pezoporus occidentalis (night parrot), 3647 nucleotides. It is a transcript of the gene CDKN2C, whose product is annotated as cyclin dependent kinase inhibitor 2C. Lineage: Eukaryota; Metazoa; Chordata; Aves; Psittaciformes; Psittacidae. Gene Ontology annotation, cellular component: cytoplasm; nucleus. The record is from RefSeq and is a predicted model, not a curated record. The transcript is spliced from 3 exons. The coding region runs from base 1595 to 2098 and encodes 167 amino acids. Gene Ontology annotation, molecular function: protein kinase binding; cyclin-dependent protein serine/threonine kinase inhibitor activity. Gene Ontology annotation, biological process: negative regulation of cell population proliferation; regulation of G1/S transition of mitotic cell cycle; regulation of cyclin-dependent protein serine/threonine kinase activity.
CCAUGACAUUGCAUCUUACCUCUCGAAGUUGCCUUUGGCGAAAUUCAGUGUCCCGAGGGUCCCUGAAACUUAGAGCAAUCCGGCCGUUAAAGCAGACAUUCAAAGCUGUUAGGCAGAAUGGCGCUGAGAUCCCUGUGCUGUUUGUACCAUCCUCACUUCGCCGCCCUUUGAAGGAAAAGCGAAGCCCUCACGUCCUCUCGGUGGCUGGGUGCGUUUCUCCCUCAAAAUGGCACUUCCGAAUCAAUCAGGGAUGCCAGGAACGCGGAAAGCAAGGAGCGCUGCCGUGGACGGUCACCUUCCACCGUUAAGACAACUUGACAUUGACCCUUCAUCCUUGACCUUGUCCUUGGGGACAGGAGCCCGCGUCGCUGCCGGGGUAAACCCCGGCCCCGGAGCCGCUGUCCCGCGGGGUGCCGAGCGAGGGCGGCGGGGCCGAGACCGAGUCUGGGUGCGAGUCCGGGUCCGUUCCCCCCGCGGGCAGGUGGAGGCAGCCCGGGGGAAAGCUGCGGAUAGAGCUGCUGGUGGAAGCCGCCCUCCCGCCGCCCGAGCUUCCCCCAUCCCCGGUCCUCCCGCCGGGGCGCGGCGGCUCCCGCUGCUAAAACCUCCUUUUCCUUUCAUUUCCGCCCCCCCCCCCCCCCGUUCUUCUCCCCCCAUAGGCCUCAGCACCGCUCCACCUAAAAGCACCCUGACUGCUAUGCCUGUAGCGGGGCAGCGCCGUGCCCGGGCUCUGCAAGGCCGGGUAACGACACAAGGAGCCGCGGGCCGGGGCUGCUGCAGGCCUUCCUGCCCGGCCGCGCCGCAACUCCGCCGCGCCUCCUUAAAUCUCUGCCGUUAAAAUGUGGGCGGGUGUUUCAACUCAAAAAGCGCUCAAAUUUUUUUUCUUUUCAAAAAAAGCUGAUGAGGUUAAAAAAAAAAAAAAAGGGAGGGGGGGGGGGGAAGAGAAGAAGGGAAAAAAAAAAAGAGAGAGAAACCGGCUUCGUGUCCGUAGGAAACAGAAGUAGCAAUUGUUUGUGCUUAAAAAAGGGGGAGCGCAAAGCCGCGGGCGGAGGCAGCGACGGCGGGACCGGCAAGUGCAGCUUUAUUUCGCGAAGUUGAAAGAAGAGGCGAGCGGCGGCUGUCACUGCGCGCCGGGCCGGGCACGGAGCGGCCCCUGCCCGGAGCUCACCCUCCGCUCCCCGCCGGGGCGAGAGGCGCGGCUGGCGGCGGGCAGCGGUAACAGCGGCACCCUCCGCCCCGCCGCCGGUACCGCCAGCACCCGGCGCUCUCCUGGAUGCUCCGGAGCCGCCGCCGCCGGGGGCGGCCGCCGGCCGGGAUCGCGCCCGCCCGCAGCGCGGAGGCUGCGCGGGGCCGCGGGAGUGAAGCUGCUGCGGGGAGCGGGAGCACCGAGGGAGCCAGCUCGGCGGCUGAGCGCCACGGGCGCCGCCCGUCCGACCCUGCCGUGCUCGGCCCGGACUAGAGAGGCGGCGGCGUGGGAUGCCAAGGGGGGACCGGGAUCCCGAGCGGGAGUUGGAUGCACACUGCUACGGAAGACUGAUCCUCGGAGCUGUUGCUGCUAAGGCUCAGAUCCCGGCUGUGAGCAAGGUCACCCUAAAGAAUGGCCGAGCCUUCUGGGAACGAGCUGGCGUCCGCGGCUGCCAAGGGGGACCUAGUGCAACUUACUAAUUUGUUGCAAAAGAAUGUAAACGUCAAUGCACAAAAUGGAUUUGGGAGGACUGCGCUGCAGGUGAUGAAGCUGGGGAACCCCGAAAUUGCCCGGAGGUUGCUAAUUAGCGGCGCGAACCCCAAUCUGAAGGACAGUACUGGCUUUGCUGUAAUUCAUGAUGUAGCCAGAGAGGGGUUUCUGGACACUUUGCAGACUCUGCUGGAGUUCAAGGCUGAUGUGAACAUCGAGGAUGAUGAGGGGAACCUGCCCUUGCACUUGGCGGCCCGGGAGGGGCACGUUCGGGUGGUGGAGGUCCUUCUGGCCCGUGCGGAGUGCAAGGUGGGCCACCAGAACAAGCGGGGGGCCACUGCCUACGACCUGGCCAAGCUCUACAAGAGAUCUGCCGUGGUGAAGCUCUUGGAGGGCAGCAGCUUCUCCCCCGCAGCCAUGGAUUAAGCCCCACUCGGACACUGAGCCUUCACCCUCCUCAGUAUUUUUUUGUUCUCCUCCUCCUUUUUAAUAACAUUCGUUGCAACCUUACUUCUAUUAUUAUAUAUAUAUAUAUUAUUUUUUCUCCCCCACUCCUGAACAGCUGAUAGUGUAAGUCUCAAGAAAUUCUAGAGGUGGGUUUACAAGUAACAGAAAGGCUUUAAACCCGCGCUCCCAGCGAUUUCUUAUGCCUGCCAUUUACAGCCUACUCACAGACUCAGCCGUGUACAUGCCGGUCGCUCAUACCUAGUUUUCCAAGUAUCAAGUUUUAGGAUUUAUUGUAGGUCAUUCGUAUUAAGUCAUUAAUACAUAUUCACAUGCUUAAUGUUGCUGGGCUUUUAAGGAAAGAAAAGAGCUUAUUGUGAUUUCUCUCACCUCUCAAAGCUCCCCCCCCCCUCCAAUGCCCUCCUUUCGCCAUCCCUUAUUAGUCAGGCUUAAGGGUUUGAAAACCUGCUUUUGGCUUAAAACAGCUUUUCGAGGGGUAACCUGCACCUCCCUGCUCGGGCAGAGCUUGAAGUCAAAGGCAGUUUGGCCUGAGGACAGAGGACGGCGCUUAGAGGCUUUGGGGAAUAGCUGCAUUUUGACACUAGCAACAGCUUGUAGCAGUAGGUCACUCGCUUUCCAAACGUAGAUGACACUUUUCCCCUUUCAGUAUUUAAACUUCCACCAACCUGAUUUUGAAUUGAGUUACCAGAAAGAGUGUAAGUGGUGGUGUUCUGAUUGCCAGAGGUUUCAAACAGCCCAGUUGGGUGGUUCGUGUUUACUGUGCACUGAACGAGAGGAGUUUUCUAGUUUCAAAACAAGCAGCAGAGAACCUUUGUCAGAGGCAGGAGGAUGCGGGGGCUGCGAUGCAACACGUUUUCUGGUCGCUUCAUAAACUGAGUGCAGUUUAGAUGCUCUUUAAGGAAUAUUUGCUUUCACCAGCUGUUCUGUUCUGCCUGGAAAUAAACUAUCUCAAUGACAGAUGCAUCUCCCAAAGCAGGAAUAUCGGGAUACAGUGACAUUUAGGAAGCAGCACUUCGGUAUUCGGGAAAUCAUGUUAUUGCUUGCACCUAAAACCCGAUUUAACCACUGAAUUUUUCCCAUUGCAAUACAGCUGAGAGGAUUCACCAGACUCAUUUACUUCUCCAGCUACGACGUUAGGAGCUGAGGACACUUAGCACGGCAUUGGAAGGAGUUUAGUAUGCAACUUAUAACGUUUGUACAGGUUCCAGUUGUUGGACAGCUGGGCAGUUUCAAGUGCUUUAUUCUGAAUUGCCUAAAUUUCAGUUGCGCAAAAUAGAAGGUUUUAAAUCGAUGUGGAACGAACUGUACUGAAAAUAGCACUUAAAAAAGGUGGGGGUGUACUUUAGUUUAGAUUUUAACUCUUAAAAAAAACGGAGAUUUUUACACCACCCCCCCCCCAGUUCAAUUACUACCGUUUAUCAAGUAAGAAGUGCUCUGCUGAAGCUGCCUGUCACAUUUACCAUCCGCUCUGUCACGCUGCUGUGUUUUCUGAUUAAAAACCUCUGUGAAA